Messenger RNA from Capsaspora owczarzaki ATCC 30864, 1803 nucleotides. RefSeq lists its product as hypothetical. Gene Ontology annotation, molecular function: protein kinase inhibitor activity. Lineage: Eukaryota; Filasterea; Ministeriida; Capsasporidae. Bases 5 to 1672 code for a protein of 555 amino acids. The transcript is spliced from 5 exons. Gene Ontology annotation, cellular component: cytoplasm. The record is from RefSeq and is a predicted model, not a curated record. Gene Ontology annotation, biological process: negative regulation of protein tyrosine kinase activity; intracellular signal transduction.
CAGAAUGGAAGCGCUCGCUGGAGUGGCUGCUGCACUACUCCAGCGCUCGCCGCCGCCACCACCACCACCGCCGUCGCAGACAAACACACAACAACACCAGACAAACACACUGCCAAGUCCACACCCGCGGCGGACAGCCGGAAACGAGCAGCAAGAGGCACAAAGUAGCAGCGUCGAUGCUGGUGCUCCUCACAUCCAAACUCACCAGGCGUCGCACCCGAGCAGCACCCUCCUGCUGCCGCCGCCAACCGCUUGUGCCAACACUGGUGGCUCUGGCUCAGGAGUAGGAGGAGCAGCAGGCGCAACAACACCCCCGUCGGAUGCUGUCCCGCCUGCAUGCUCGACAAGUGAUUCGUCGGAAUGGGCACCAACCUCGAGCACUCCAGCGGCGACGACGCGGACCUGCUUUGCAAGUCCAUUGCAGCCGGCUUGCUCUGCCGACACGAGUCCGAGUCUGCCCAUUGGGAGCGAGGCGGCGGCGAUGGCGCGUGUGCGCAGUCAGAGUGCGGCGAGCGCUGGCUCGUACAGCGACUCGCUCGAUUCCUACAACGAAGACGACGACCAGUGCGACGACCAGUCCUUGAAUCUGCAGUCGCUGGUCUUGGACGCCACGUUCAAUGCAGCCUUGCUCGACCAGGACGAGGUCGACGAGGUGCGAAACAGCACCACCUUUGCCGUCGCGACGCGAAGAACUGGCAGCAACCUGACCACUCGCCAGCUGUCUGUGGUGCUGCUCCAGGUCCAACCAGACGGCACAACGGACCCAUCAAGCAUUCUUCACGACGACCGCAACGGCGAUGCCACGUCCGCCAUCACUCCCGCCGUCCCCGGAUCUGCCGAAGUCGACGACGACGAGAUUGCCGAUCCGCGCAUCAAAGGAGCGCUCGAAGCCUUGAACUUUGCGACCGAGGAAAUCAACCGCCUUGAGCGAGAGUUGGAGGCAUCCAAACGAACGCUGCGUGUCUUGGACCGUGAUGGCGCCAAACAAUUACUUGCUCUUGCUCAGAAACUGGGCAAAGCAGUCGACCGCAGCAGGGCGUACUACAAUCUAAAGCACGAAGCGAGCGAGGCUCAUCGGCUUGCGAUUGAAGCAGCAAAAACCUUUGAAAAGGCAUGUAGUGCCCACGACGCUGCCAAGGAGCGGCUCGCCAAAGCAGAGCGCCAUGUUCUAACUGACAACAAGAAAAUCGAUCCUGUCUGGCAUGACAUGAUGGCAACUGCUGCCACACAAGUAAUCGAGUCGGAGAACGCCAAGCGAGAUGCUUCCACCACACACCAGGCCCUUCUCAGUGCAGCGGCCCAUGUGAGCACCAAGCUCGAAGCUGCCGCCCGCGACAUUAAGCCUCGGAUAGCCAAGGCCAAACCGUACUACGAUUUGCAGAAUGAGCUCCGAGAACAGCGCACAAAGCUGGUCGACAAGCAAACGUUUCUCGCGGAAGAGAUUGCGCUCGCAAAGCGGCACGUCCAGUACUCGCUUUCAAACUUAAACGACAUUAGUAUGGAAAUUCACGAGCAACGCCGCGCUCGAAAGGCAGAGGCGUCUGGCUCGGUCAACAGUCACCCCGGAGAUGUGUCAACGGCUGAGCUCGAGUCCACGACUGUCGAGGAAUUAACGGCCACUGCAGUUGUCACCACAUCGGCUUCAGUCUUAAGCAUGACCGUGGCCACUUGAAAACAACGCACCGUGUUAUUCUUUCCCACCCCACCCCCCAUCACUCAUUUCAAUCCAUGCGUUUGAAGAGUUCGUUGGUUUCAUGUUAACAACUAUUCCAUUAGGCAAUACAAAAAAGUUAUUCAGUGCCA